ACGCGUCGAGAGCGAUGACGUAAAACUCCUGCGACUCCGGUGUCGUGAGUCGCACGAAAACAAGUGGGCCGAGUGGGCAAUACUCAGUAGCCCAGAUAACAAACGUUGCGUUUUAAAACCAGCAACACCGUGUGAAAAUGACCGUGUGCAAUUUUUUUCUUCAGGGCCGCUGUCGUUACGGCGACAAAUGUUGGAAUGAGCACCCGACCGGAGGAAACAGAGGAGGAGGUGGAGGAUACAACAACAACAACAACACCACCACCCGCUCUUCUGCUCAGCACCGAGGAGGAGGUGGAGGGUUUGGAAACCGAGUUUGGGUGAAUCCUUCCCAGCAAAAAGGAGGCUACAUCCAGCCUUCAUCUUUCUCCUCUCAUGGAACUGAGGAAUGGGGCCGAGGAGGAGGCGGAGGUGGAGGAGCUGACUGGGGUAGAGGAGGGGGAAGCGGUGGAGCUGACUGGGGCCGAGGAGGAGGAGGCGGCGGGGGAGGAGGGAAUGAAUGGGGCCGGGGAGGGGGAGGGAAUGACUGGGGCCGAGGGGGAGGAAAUGACUGGGGCCGAGGAAGUGGUGGAGGGAGAAGAGAUAACAUGAAGAGCUCCGAAUUCGCCUACUCUUCUCAAAACAAAUUUGCAGCCCUUGGUACUUCCGAUACCUUCGACAGGGGAGGAAGAGGAGGAGCACAACAGGUGCCGGCUGGUGAGGAAGAUGACGACAAAAAACUGGAGAUCAUUCAGAUGGACAUGGAUAUUUGGGAGAGUUCAGGGCAGUGGGGCUUCUCGUGUUAUUCUAGCUUCAAGACACCUUUAUCUGGUUUCACUGAUCUCUCCCCAGAAGAGCUCAGGCUGGAGUAUUACUCUACAAGAGCUUCAGGAGAUCUGCAGAGCUAUGUCAAUGGUAUCAAUCAGUUACUCAACCAGUGGAGAAGCAGAGUCCAGGAACUGAAGGUUAUGAAUCCAACCACCCGCGCAGCUUUGCUUGCAGAGAUAAACUGCCCAGCACCUCAGGCAUCUUCAAGUGGCUUUGGUUCUGCAACAGCGACUGGAUUUGGAUCCUCUACAUCCAGCUUGGAAAGCAAAGGCUUUGGGGCUCCAGCACCGACCCAGGCCAACACUUUCAGCUUUGCUGCUCCAAGUGGUGGAUUUGGUUCCUCAGUGGCACCAUCCUCCUCAACAGGUUUUGGCAGUGCCUUAGCAGCUCCAACACAACCGCCCUCUGGGUUUGGUUCCUCCACUGCCGCCUCCUCUGCUCUUUCUGCUUCUUCUUUCUCCUUUGCUGCUCCGACUGCCGACAAGCCAGCGGCCACAUCAGGAUUUGGCUCUGCCUCAGGGUUCUCCGGCGGGGGAUUCGGGAGCGGUUUCGGUGCGGAAGCAUCUGCUGCAGCAGGAGGUGGCAGUAGUUUUGGACAGGCGAGUGGAGGGUUUGGGACGACCCCUGCUCCACCCGCAGUUGGAGCCGGGUCUGCCAGUCAGGCAUUGGACAGUCUUUUUUCACAUGAGAGCAAUAUGACUCCAGAGGAGCUUAAUCAGUUCAAGGCUAAGAGGUUCACUCUCGGCCAGAUUCCUUUAAAGCCUCCCCCAGCUAACAUGCUAGUGGUGUGAUCCUAAAUUGUCUGAAAUUCACACGAUUUUUAAAAUAAAGAGAUAAUUUAUACAAAGUUUUUUUUUUUUCUUCGGCAUAGUGCUUCUGUUUAAACCAACGUUAUAUAAUGUUUAAGAUGUGGCUAAUGUUUAAAUACUAGAUCAGUUCUGACAGGGAAAACUCGCUAUGGUUCCAUUUAAUACUUUUGUGUGAAUGCACGGCAUGCUUUAUGUACAGCUGCUGUACAAUAAACUACAUAUUUUUAGAUGUCUUUUGUCAUAUAAAGUGCUAUUUUUGAAUGUCUUGUUCUAAAUCUAUUUGUACAUUUUACCUUCCCAUUUGUUGAGAUGCUGACAGUAAACUGAUCAGUUGAUGAGCAAAGUUUCUGAAGGUUUAUUUGCAUGAUGGUUUGAACGUGAUCUACAGUAUAUUACAAAACAAAUGUGCCUUGAACUUGGUUAGACACUUUCAUCUACUCAAAAGUCCUGCAACAAUUCAGACAUAUUGUCCUCUUACCUAGAAAUGUAUUUCACUUAAUGCUUAACCGUAGAAUAAAAGGGUCCUCUGGUAA
Messenger RNA from Etheostoma spectabile (orangethroat darter), 2146 nucleotides. Its product is annotated as nucleoporin NUP42. The record is from RefSeq and is a predicted model, not a curated record. The transcript is spliced from 8 exons. Bases 138 to 1595 code for a protein of 485 amino acids. Lineage: Eukaryota; Metazoa; Chordata; Actinopteri; Perciformes; Percidae. Gene Ontology annotation, molecular function: metal ion binding.